UUUAUUUUUAUAUUGACAUAAUCUUUUUAAAAGCAUCUUUAUUUAUAAAUGUUAUUUUGUUAUUAUCAUAAAAAAAAAAAUUGACACAAAUAUGAACUCUCGUAUAAUAAAAUAUCAAUUUCAAUAUUACAUUCACUGCCCCUUAAUUUACCAACUUAUUCUCCGAUAUAAUAAAGUGGGAACAGAGGAAAGGAGGAAGAAAAUAAAAUAUCAGAUGACCUUUUCUUGCAUCAAGAAAAAUAUAGGAUUGCCAUGCCACCUACCAUUUUAAUGUAACAAAUCAGAGUAAGCCACGACAAAACAACAAUCUAACUUGCAGGCCACUAGAUAUAGUUCUUUAAUUUUCUGCUUCCCCAUUUUCCAUUACCUUUCUUUCAGUCCGUAAUUCCCUGCUGACAUCGCUGUUGCAAAUCAAGAAGAAAACAUGGCUGGAGCAUUGGUGGGUGGAGCUUUUCUCUCUGCUACUCUUCAGGUGCUGUUUGAUAGGCUGGCUCACCAUGAGGUCCUGGACUACCUUCGAGGAAAGGAAUUCAACCAAAGGCUGCUCAGCAAGUUGGAGAUGAUGUUAGUAUCUGUUAAUGCGGUGCUGAAUGAUGCAGAGGAGAAGCAAAUGACAGACCCGGCAGUGAAGAAAUGGCUGGACAAGCUUGAAGAUGCUGCUUAUCGUGCAGACGAUCUGUUGGAUGAGAUUGCAGCUGAUGCUCUGCGGUACAAGUUGGAGGCUGAAUCAACAACUGGCACAACCAGUAAGGUGAGAAAAAUGGCCAAUCUCAUUUCUCACAAUUCCUAUGUUUCUGAUAUGGAGAACAGAAUGAAGGAGAUCCUUGAGGGGCUAGAAUUUAUUGCAAAUCAGAAGGAUCUCCUAGGUCUCAAAGUCAAAGAGGGUACUGUUGGUGAGAAACCAAUACCAAGAUCACAAACGACAUCUUUGGUAGAUGAAUCUGAGGUCUUUGGUAGAGACAGGGAUAAGAAUGCUAUAAUCAAAUUGUUGCUAUCAGAUGAUGAUCAGGAGUGCAGCAAUAAUCAGGUGUCCGUGAUUCCAAUAGUAGGCCUCGGAGGGGUUGGUAAAACCACUCUUGCUAAAUUAGUGUACAAUGAUGCGAAAGUUGAGGAGCACUUUGAUCUCAAAUCAUGGGUUUGUGUUUCUGAGGAGUUUGAUAUUUGCAAGGUAACAAAAACAAUCCUUGCUAAAUUAAUUCCAUCAGAUUCUAAUUAUGAUAGCAUAGACUUGGAUUCCCUUCAAACGAGGCUAAAAAAGGAGCUGGAAAGAAAGAAAUUCUUGAUUGUUUUGGAUGACAUUUGGAAUGAAAAUUACAAUCGUUGGAAGGAACUGAGCAUGCCUUUUAACUACGGGCCUGAAGGAAGCAAGAUUAUUGUAACCACACGCAACGAAAAAGUUGCAGCCAUCGUGAGCACUGUUCCAACUUCUUAUCGUCUUAAGCUCUUAAAAGAUGAGGAUUGUUGGAAGCUCUUUGCAAAGCAUGCAUCUGAUAAUAUUAGAGACUGUAGUGCACAUCAUGUCCUGGUAAAAUAUCGUAAAGAUAUUGUCAAGAAAUGCAGCGGACUACCCUUAGCUGCAAAAACACUUGGAGGCCUCUUGCGCUCAAACGAAGUCAGAGAAUGGGAAAAAAUAUUGGAGAGUAAGAUUUGGGAUUUACGGGACAAAGAGAGCAAAAUUCUACCAGUUUUGAUGUUAAGUUACCACUACCUUCCCCCACACCUAAAGCGGUGCUUUGCUUUCUGUUCAAUAUUCCCAAAGGAUUAUGUGUUCCAAAAGGAUGAAUUGACCUUGUCGUGGAUGGCAGAAAACCUUUUGCAGAAAUCAAAAAAUAAGAGAACGGAAGAUGUUGGUGAGGAAUAUUUUAGUGAGUUGGUGUCCAGGUCGUUUUUUCAAGGAUCAACUAGUGCAGAAUAUUCUCUUUUUGUCAUGCAUGACCUUGUUCAUGAUUUAGCCAGAUAUGUAUCAAGGGGAUAUUGUUUUACAAUAGAUGAUAUCAACUCGGAGGAAGUUGUGAUGAGGAAGGUGCGUCAUCUAUUAGUUCUAAAUGAUACUUGCCAUGAGAGAUUAGAAUCUAUCUUCGAAGCAAGACAUUUGCGCACCUUUGUAGUAGGUAGAUUUGGUCUUUCAGCCACUAACUUAUCCAAUGGAUUAUUGAAUGGGGUAGUCAUGAAGUUGAAGAGGUUGAGAGUAUUACGCUUCUGUAGAUGUUAUAAUUUGGUGGAGUUAUCUGAAUCAAUUGGUGAACUAAAGCAUCUUCGUUAUCUUGACCUCUCUUGCACUAGGAUUAUAAGAUUACCCGAAUCUAUAAGUACGUUGUACAACUUAGAGGUGUUAAAUGUGUCAUUUUGUUCUAAGCUGACAGAGUUGCCUAAAGAUAUGCAUCAUCUCGUUAGUUUGCGGCAUCUUGAUAUCAGUUGUACUAAUAUAGUAGAGAUACCAAUAGAUAUAUCUAAGUUGAAAAGUCUUCAGAGAUUAAGUUAUUUCAUUGUGGGAAAAAAAAAAGGGACCAAGAUAGUAGAGUUGGGGGAGCUUUCAAAUCUUCGUGGUGGACUUGAAAUUAAGAAUUUAGAGAAUGUUGCAAGUGCCAAGGAUGCAUUAGAAGCCAAGUUGAUGGAGAAGAAGUAUCUGGAAGGGCUGGUGAUGCGUUGGAAUGGUGAUACUGAUGAUUCAAAACAUGAAAAGGAUGUACUUGAUAAGCUAUUUCCCCAUACAAACUUGAAGAGGCUUUCCAUCAAGGGAUAUGGAGGUACGGCAUUUCCAAAUUGGUUAGUAGAUGGUUCAUUCUGAUUGUAAAUUUUGCACUUGUUUGCCACCAAUUGGACAACUACCCUCCCUUAAAAAUCUUAAGAUAGGAGGACUUGAAGGAGUAGUGAGUGUGGGUGCUGAGUUUUAUUACGGAAUGAAUAAUAAUGGUUCUUGUAUGAGAAAUGCUUUUGAAUCGUUAGAAUUCUUGAGCUUUGAGAGGAUGUCAAACUGGGAAGAAUGGUGUAGAGUUGAGGUUGAAGGUGGAAAAUUUUUCCCUAAGCUGCAACAACUCAAAAUAAGAGAUUGUGAUAGGCUAGUUAGGAUUGAAUUGUCUCACAACUUUCCAUCGUUAGAAUUCUUGAGCUUUGAGAAGAUGUCAAACUGGGAAGAGUGGUGUAUAGUUGAGGCUGAAAAUGGUGAAGUUUUCCCUAAGCUGCAGCGACUCGAAAUAAGAGAUUGUGAUAGGCUAGUUGGGAUUGAAUUGUCUCAUAACUUUCCAUCUUUAACAGAGCUAAUAAUUGAUGGGCAUAACGUUGCUGUUUCGUCGCUCCCGGCGACCCCCGUCCUUCGUGAGUUGAGGUUAGGCGGCAGGUAUGAGAAACUAAAGCUACAGGAUCCGUUCCUGCCACAAACACUGAAAAUUAUUGCGAUAGGAACCCCUGGAGUUAAGCCAAAUUCGAUAGUAAUCCAAAAUAAUAAGAACGUAGAAUUCCCAUUGCCCGACUCACUCAGAAGGUCAUCCAUUGAAAAGGUUCGGAUAUGGAAUAGUUGUGGUUCACUUGAUUGCUUUCCUCUGGAUUUCUUUUCCAAUCUCAGGAACCUUUUAAUUUCAAGGUGUGAAAAUCUAGAAUCACUGACGGUCACAGAGUCGUCGGAUGACAUAAUCCCUCUGUCACGACUGUUUAUACUUGAUUGUCCCAAUUUUAUAAGUUUUCCACGUAACGGCAGAUUGCACGCCCCCAAUCUGACUCAUCUCAAAUUAGAAGGUUGCCAGAAAUUAAAGAAGCUGCCAGAGCAAAUGAGUAACCUCCUCCCAUCUUUGAACUCCUUGAUGAUCUCUAAUUGUCCAGAGGUGGAAUCAUUUCCUGAAGGCGGUCUUCCUUUUAAUCUGUCUCUUCUUAAAGUUGGCUGCGAGAAAUUGAAGGCAUUUCCUGAAGUCGAUCUACUUCCUAAUCUGGCUAAACUGAUAGUUUGGAAAUGCAUGAGAUUAAAGGCACUACCAGAGCAAAUGCGUAACCACCUCCCAUCUUUGGACCUCUUUGAGAUCUGUGAUUGUCCAGAGGUGGAGUCAUUUCCUGAAGGCGGUCUACCUUUGAAUCUGCAUACUCUUCGGGUAUCCAACUGCUCUAAACUGUUUGCACAGCGAAUGAAGUGGAAUUUGCAAACACUCCCGGCUCUUACACGCUUUUCAAUCGUAGAUGAAGGUGGAAUCAUUUCGGAAUCAUUUCCGGAGGUGGGGUUGUUGCCUUCCACUCUUACCACUCUUAACAUCAUUGGACUUGGAAGCAUUAAGAUGCUGGGGGAAGGUCUUCAACAUCUCACAUCUCUCAAAGAAUUGGUCAUCGAGGGGUGCCCUCAAUUGCAAGAGUUUCCAAAGCAAGGCUUGCCUACCUCUCUUGAAAGAUUAAUGAUCGAAAAAUGCCCUCAAUUGCAAAAGUUGCCUCAACAAGGCUUGCCUAUCUCUCUUACUUCUUUAGAUAUCUAUGAAUGUCCUAUACUGGAAGAACGGUGCCAGCGGGAGCAAGGCCAAGACUGGAACAAAAUUUCUCACAUCCCCAACAUUAGAAUCCGUUAACUUAUAGGAGAAAGCCUUGCAUGUGCCUUGGGGAUAUCAAGAUUUGGAUGCGGAUUUCACAACUGAGCUUUUCUGGACUUGCUUCCAAUUUUCCUUGGCUUCAUGGCUUCAGAGAUCCUGCAAGAUGGCAACAAAUGCAAAUAAAUUUCUCUCAUUUUCAUUAUUUUAUUUGUUUUGGGAUUUUUAAUGUUUGUUUGUGCUUGCUAGCUGCCAUGUAUUUCUACAUCUUACUUCUGUGUUGUAUGGACAAUGAUUUUCUACAUUUACAUAUAUCAUGGAUUUUGAUGGCUUAAA
Ziziphus jujuba (common jujube) is the source of this 4835-nucleotide messenger RNA. Its product is annotated as putative disease resistance RPP13-like protein 1. The record is from RefSeq and is a predicted model, not a curated record. Bases 425 to 2788 code for a protein of 787 amino acids. Gene Ontology annotation, biological process: defense response to other organism. Lineage: Eukaryota; Viridiplantae; Streptophyta; Magnoliopsida; Rosales; Rhamnaceae. Gene Ontology annotation, molecular function: ADP binding. The transcript is spliced from 2 exons.